This is a messenger RNA of Magnusiomyces paraingens, 2583 nucleotides long. RefSeq lists its product as uncharacterized. Bases 1 to 2583 code for a protein of 860 amino acids. The transcript has a single exon. The record is from RefSeq and is a predicted model, not a curated record. NCBI's taxonomy places the organism in Eukaryota, Fungi, Ascomycota, Dipodascomycetes, Dipodascales, Dipodascaceae.
AUGACCGCCUUGGUCUCAAGAGCCCAUGGCACAUUCAUUAAUGCCCGCUCUUUUCAUUCAACUGCAUUUCAUCGCUAUAGCAUUGCAGACAAAGUCAAAAAUGCAAUCUAUGCUUUGGCUCCAAAGGAAAUCUUUGCAGAUCAACUAGGAGAAGAAGAAAAUGAUGAAGAUACAAAAAAAUUGUCACACCAAUACGUUGCCGAUCUCGAAAUACCUUACUCCAAUCUUAAUAUACCAAAUCAAAAUACCAAUACAACAAAACUGCAUUCUUCACACCCUUCUCUUACUCUCAGAUCAACAAAUUUAAAACCACCAUACAUUACACAAGGUGUCAUGGGGUCUCACGUUCAUCUCCCAUCCUUCAUGCUUGAAUCAAUCAAACCUUUAGGCUCCCCAGGCGAUAAAAUCAUUCACAUCAUUAAAACCUACCCAACUGUAUCUCCACGAGCAAUUCUAAUCCUCAUCAAACCAAUUCUUUCCUCUCUCUCUGAUUCCCAUCUAAUCCAAAUAUCAAUCUACCUCUAUUCUCAUUUUUACCCUCGUGAAGCAUGCAACCUACUCUCUACAGCCCAGUCUCUGGCCCCAGCAAUUGCCUCCUUUUCCGAUCUUAUCCCUGCUCUUACUCAAUCUCAAAUUGACCGCACUGAUUUUAUUCUUCUCAACAUUACUUCAACCCUCCUAGCUACAAAUAAGCAUUCCCUAGUUCUCCAGCUUCUCCAGGAAAUCCAAAACACAACAAAUCUUGGAAUUAUCCCCCCGCAUGAACUUUUCGAACAAGCUAAACUCGCUAACCGCAUCUUCACAGCAUCUUCCACUGCCGAUCUCGACAUUGUUCUCGACAAUACCCCAACUCGCAUAUUCUACAAAACAGCCCCACCACCAAUUAAACUGGCUAUUCUUAAAGCUGUUGCCAUCUUCAAAGACCCUGAUCUACUUUCCUCUCUCAUAAAACAAGAUUUCCCCUUUUUCACCUCACCAUACGUUCUCCACAAUAUCAUCUCAGAAGUCCACCAUCAAUAUCAGCUUACAGACGACCCCUCUGCCAUUGAAACUCUCAUCCCAGUUUUGUUCGAAGUAACCAACCCUUACCAUACCCCUUCCAUUUCUUUCCACCCAGUCGACCUUGCAUUGCUCCCCUUUUUGGCCCUGACAAGGCCUUUCUUCGACAAACUCUGGCGAAGAGCCCAGAUCCUUUUAAAAAAAUCACCCUCGCCUGAAGCAUACAAGCUUUUCCUAGAAAAGGCAAUUACUCUUAAACUCACACACUCUGCAACUGACAUUUUAAAAGACUCCCAGAAAUCAAUCACAUCCCCAGCCCUCAUUGCAAGUGCAAUCAAUCUAGUCAUUUGGGGGCGCCAUAAAAUCAAACACAAGCGGCCAGAAAAAACAGUUGAAACUCAAGAUAAAAUCUUAAGUUACCAAUUUCUCGAUGUUUCCCUUGUCAAACGAAUCUUUAAAUACACACCAAUUGACAUUCUUAUCCCAGCAAUCACCAUCUUCCUUAAACGUCUCAAUGCCCAAUAUAAAACAUCUGCUCCAAUAAACCUCCCUGCUUCCCAGCAAGAACAUCCAAUCCCUCGAAGCAUUCUCUGGUCACUCAUCAAGGCUAUCGAUACUACCCCUAAAACAAAUACCACCCUUACCCCAGAAAUCGAGCAGCAGCUGGCCCUGCUUAUCGCCACGCGACCUCUAACUGAACAGUUUGAGUAUUAUACCCUUAAGGCAAUCUCCGUGGAUGGAGUCCUCCAAGCCAUUCUAGCACAUAUUGCCAGACUCAAGCAAAUCCCAGACACUCCACAAGAAGCAAACAUUCAGCUUAUUCUCUCAGCCUUGGUCAUGAUGAAAUCUAAAAUCUCCCAUGACCUUAACCCUCAUCUUCUUUCCCAAAUCAUUCUUUCGCUUUUCCAACUGGCCCCAGCUCUCAAUGACCCCCUCCCGGAAAUCAUGGCAUAUAUUGCUCCAUCCGAGAAAGCCUCUUUAGAUAUUGUACAGAGCCUGCUCAGAAAAUCAAACUAUACCGCCGCUCUCAAGUACAUUGACAUUUUGGGUAACAAUCUCCCCAUCGAAGUACUCUAUGCCGCAAUGACUUACACAAGUUACGCCCGCCCAGCCCUCAGCAUGCAUUUUCUGCGAUGGUUGCGUGUCCACCGAGGGAUUGUCCCCCCACCUCGCGUGCUGCGACGCAUGGCUAUUGGAUUUGCUAAAAGUCCAGCUCUUUCAGAUAGCCAAAGUCGCGUGCGCAUUGAAAAAGUCGCACGCGUGCUUUCCCGCCAUCACAAGGCAUCUCUGGGCCCUCAUGCCGCGCGUGUAUUUGUUGACAGCUUGUUGGCUCGCGCGCUGGCUCGCGGCCAAGGUAGUCGGCAACGGCUACGGUGGGCCAUUGGUUUGGCCCGUCACCAAAAUGUCCCUCCAGAGCAAAUCCAGCAGUGGAUGCGGCAGAUUGAUUACAUGCGCAUGAAGCGCGUUGGGUACUGGGCCCCGGGCAGUUCUGUAAGUGCAAAACCGGGACACACAGGGGUCCGGCCCACUCUUUCGCAUAUCCUGGCCUUUUUCUCUAGGCCUCGACCCAAUAAAACUAGAUAG